GGGAUUGUUUUAUUGAUCGUCUGAUAUCUUAUCCAAAGAAAAUAACAAACUGUCUGAAAAUAAUCUUCUGUCUGAAGAUAUCGAUCUAUUUUCUGCACUAAUUGAGUGUUUUUCCUUGUCCGCAUCGACGGUUUAACCUGAAUAACUGAAUAAAACUAAUGGAACAAACAGCUCAUUCCGCUGGUGCGUCAUCUCCCUAGAAAAGCGGUGACUGGCGCCAUUGUGUGGAUUUAUUGGACAUUUACACGAAACGAGUUGUUAACUCUAACUUCUUAGGAUUUGAAUAAAUCAACAAAACUCGGAUGAAAAUCCUAACGUGACCAAUCAAAUCUAUCAAAUCUAUUGUUGAACAGACCGUUUUGAAAAGCUUUUUUUUUUUUUCAUGCCUUUAUGGUUUCGGAACAACUUGGUCAAUUGAGUAGCAUAGAUUACACCACUUUCUAUACCUGUUGCUCAACUUUGACAAAAAUAAGUGCUGAAGAUAUCAACUUGAAGGCCUUAAUUAACACUUAUUCAAGAUGAGUAGUUCAACAAAUAAACCCUUCAUGGUCGACAGUCCAUCUCGGGGCGCAGCGCAGCGAACAGAUCCACAUGUUAGAAGUCAUCCCUUUCCUGGACCGGGUUCCUGUGGGCAGGCCAAUAAAACGCAUUGUGAAAUUCUCCCCAGUCAUUCCGACUGGAGUGCUGGUCCAAGAAACGUCAAGUCAACGAAGAAAAUAACCAAACUUCACAACUGACAGGUGACAGAGGAUGUCCAGAGCUGACUGGUCCUUCCUGGAGCACCUGUUGGAGGAGGGGCAGGAGUAUAGCACCGGGGUGGGCCGCGUCUGGCUAACUGUCCUCUUCCUGUUCCGCAUGUUAGUCCUGGGCACUGCCGCAGAGUCAGCCUGGGACGACGAACAGGUCGACUUCGUCUGUAAUACCAAUCAACCUGGAUGUACCGCGGUGUGUUACGACAAAGCGUUCCCCAUAUCACAUUACCGCUAUUUUGUCCUCCAGGUGAUUUUUGUUUCCACGCCGACCAUUUUCUAUUUUGGGUAUGUGGCCUUCAGGGCUGCGAAGGAGAAGAAAGAGGAGGAAGGUGAGGAGAAUAAGAGGUCGGAGGAGGAGGGUGGCGGUGGUGGUGAGAGACGAGAGAGGGGAGGAGUAAAGAAGAACGGAGAGAAGAAGAGGGAGGUGAGAAAGGGGGAUGAGAUAGAAGAACUAGAGGAGGAGAAAAGAGGGAGGAAGGAGGUGACAGCUCUCCCGGAGGUUCCUAAGCUAAAGGGCCGUCUCCUCUGCGCCUACGCCGCCAGCAUCCUCCUCAAGGUCCUCCUGGAGGUGGGCUUCAUCGUGGGGCUGUGGUGCCUCUACGGCUUCGUGAUCCCGGCCCGGUUCGAGUGCGUCCGGGACCCCUGUCCUCACACGGUGGACUGCUUCGUCUCCAGACCCACGGAAAAGACCAUCUUCACCAUCUACACCCAGGCCAUCGCUGGAGUCUCUCUACUUCUCAACCUAGCAGAGCUCCUCCACCUCCUCCAGCUUGCCGUCACCCAUCACCUGGAGAAGCGCUAUGCCCAGGAGCAGUACACCUUUCCUGGCAUAGCUGGGGUCCGAUUCCAGCCUGGGGCUUCAGGGCUGGAGAUGGAGAUGCAGCAAGCUUCGCCUUACCAGGAGAAGGGACAUCUGCAUUUACCCAUGAGGGAGGCCAGCUACGCCAAGCCCAGUGAGAGUUACCUGGACCUGGUGUCGGGAGCAGGGAUGGACCAUGAUGGUGACUUGCUCCCCAGUUAUCUGAACUAUAUGGGGGCUAUGAGGACAACACACUCUUCAGGGAGAGCAACACGACACACAACACACACACACAGCAACAAACACAGUAAAGGUGCCCAGAAGGGACACAGCAACAAACACACAACGCAUUACGUAUGAGGAAAACAGAGACGUUUGGUUCUGUGACGAGGAAAACAGAGACGUUUGGUUCUGUGACGAGGAAAACAGAGACGUUUGGUUCUGUGACGAGGAAAACAGAGACGUUUGGUUCUGUGACGAGGAAAACAGAGACGUUUGGUUCUGUGACGAGGAAAACAGAGACGUUUGGUUCUGUGACGAGGAAAACAGAGACGUUUGGUUCUGUGACGAGGAAAACAGAGACGUUUGGUUCUGUGACGAGGAAAACAGAGACGUUUGGUUCUGUGACGAGGAAAACAGAGACGUUUGGUUCUGUGACGAGGAAAACAGAGACGUUUGGUUCUGUGACGAGGAAAACAGAGACGUUUGGUUCUGUGACGAGGAAAACAGAGACGUUUGGUUCUGUGACGAGGAAUGAGCCAUGUGCCAUUAAAGACGAAGACAGGUGCUUUAUGGGUGGGUUAAACUUUGAAGUACGUUUCCAAGAACAUGGACAAGAGUAAGAACAAAUGAUUGUACUGUGUAUAACACAUGCCUUGAAGGACAAUGUAGUAGAGAUGUAUUAGAUGUUGCUGAUUAGAAUGGGAAUUUACGAAAGUCCUCAGGAACAAGGUUUAAACAAAGAACAUUGAGAAUGGAACACUAAGAAGGGAAAAGGAGGACAAUCGGAACAGGAACAGGAUGCUGUAUAAUUCAGCCAUUUUGAUUUUUUUAGGAAACCUUCUAUUCCAAUGGGAAUGGGAUAAGCCUAUGCGCUGGCUGAAUGUGAUGUGACAAUGGAAAAACUUGGCUUGACCUCCACAGGGAAAACAGCCUACAGGCACCAACAGUGCAGUGGGGUCUUGUGAGAAAGAGUAGGGGUAAAUAUAUAUUACUACGUCCCAAAUGGAACCAUAUUCCCUACAUAGUGCACUACUUUUGACCGGGGCUUUAUGGGCCCUAUAGGCUACCAUUUGGGGCGUAGCCUAUGCGUUGUUAAGCAUGUUCCCUAACUGAUUACUGUGACCUCAGAGCUCCGCUAAGGCCAGUGGAAUGUACUGGGCUCUCUGGACUACCCUCCCUCCCUGGGGACUAAUGGUCAAACACACACAUAGGCACGCAAACUCUCUCUCUCACACACACACACACACACACACACACACACACACACACACACACACACACGCACACGCCUGUCCCCUAUGUAGCUGUCCAGCUGUGGCUUGGAGUCACAAGAGGGGUGAGGAAGGGAGAGCCAGAGGGAGGAGCAAGAGGAGGGAAGAAGGGGAGCUAGAG
Messenger RNA from Salmo salar (Atlantic salmon), 3165 nucleotides. Its product is annotated as gap junction alpha-6 protein. Gene Ontology annotation, cellular component: connexin complex. The record is from RefSeq and is a predicted model, not a curated record. NCBI's taxonomy places the organism in Eukaryota, Metazoa, Chordata, Actinopteri, Salmoniformes, Salmonidae. Gene Ontology annotation, molecular function: gap junction channel activity. Gene Ontology annotation, biological process: cell-cell signaling.